Messenger RNA from Oncorhynchus tshawytscha (Chinook salmon), 2604 nucleotides. RefSeq names its product gamma-aminobutyric acid receptor subunit alpha-6. Gene Ontology annotation, molecular function: benzodiazepine receptor activity; transmitter-gated monoatomic ion channel activity involved in regulation of postsynaptic membrane potential; GABA-A receptor activity. Gene Ontology annotation, cellular component: synapse; GABA-A receptor complex; dendrite membrane. Gene Ontology annotation, biological process: synaptic transmission, GABAergic; gamma-aminobutyric acid signaling pathway; monoatomic ion transmembrane transport. Lineage: Eukaryota; Metazoa; Chordata; Actinopteri; Salmoniformes; Salmonidae. The transcript is spliced from 10 exons. Bases 267 to 1673 code for a protein of 468 amino acids. The record is from RefSeq and is a predicted model, not a curated record.
AUCUCCAAACGGGUCCAAACUGAUUCCCUGCCAAAACUAUCAGUGGAUUUCUUCGUUCUUAUCUCCCAUAAUGCCUUAUUCGAUUAUUGUCAAUGCCCUCCGUGCCUGCUCUUCUUCAGUCUCUUAAAACUCUUUAGUUUUUCUACUGAGCGAGUCAGAUGAGGCGCAGCCGCACUGGGGAAGUCGAGUAGGACUGGCGCAAAAGCCUUCUCGUUUUUAGACUAAGCCGUGUGAUCAGCGUUUUGUUCGAUUUUAAAUGAUGGAAUAUGGAAAUUACAACAGUUGACCACGGCUUUGUGGCUGUGGAGUGUUUACGAGGCAUGGCUUUCGUUUUCAAUUGUUUUUUUCUGUCCUGUGUGAGCAAUGUUUGGGGAAAUCAUGUGAAAUCAACGCAAACUGAGAAUAUCUAUUUGGAUAACAUCACGCGUGUAUUGGAUAGAUUACUAGAUGGAUAUGACAACAGACUGCGACCUGGAUUUGGAGGUCCAGUUACUGAGGUCAAAACAGACAUCUUUGUCACAAGCUUUGGUCCAGUGUCAGAUGUUGAGAUGGAGUACACCAUGGAUGUAUUUUUCCGUCAAACGUGGAUUGACGAGAGGUUGAAAUUCGAGGGCCCCAUCGAGAUUCUGCGUCUCAACAACCUCAUGGUCAGCAAGAUCUGGACACCAGACACAUUCUUCCGGAACGGCAAGAGGUCCAUCUCUCACAACAUGACCACUCCCAACAAGCUGUUCCGCAUCAUGCAGAACGGAACUAUCCUCUACACUAUGAGAUUGACGAUAAACGCAGAGUGUCCCAUGAGACUGAUGAACUUCCCCAUGGAUGGCCAUGCCUGUCCUCUCAAGUUUGGUAGCUAUGCCUACCCUAUGAGUGAAAUUGUGUACACAUGGAAAAAAGGACCACUGUUCUCUGUGGAAGUCCCAGAGGAGUCCUCCAGCUUACUACAGUACGAUCUGAUAGGACAGACAGUGUCCAGUGAGAGGUUAAAAUCCAACACUGGUGAAUAUGUAGUCAUGACUGUUCACUUCCACCUGCAAAGGAAGAUGGGCUUCUUCUUGAUUCAGACAUACAUCCCUUGUAUCAUGACCGUGAUCCUGGCUCAGGUCUCUUUUUGGAUCAAUAAGGAAUCGGUUCCUGCACGAACUGUAUUCGGCAUUACCACAGUGCUUACCAUGACCACACUCAGCAUCAGCGCCCGCCACUCUUUGCCCAAAGUCUCUUACGCUACGGCCAUGGACUGGUUCAUCGCUGUGUGUUUCGCCUUCGUCUUCUCAGCCCUCAUUGAGUUUGCCGCAGUCAACUACUUCUCCACGCUGCAGGCCAACCGGGAGCUCCGCAAGGCGGCCUCCAUUAAGGCAGCCCAGGAGGCAGCAGAGGCCGGGAGGGCCGACGGGGAGUCCUCUUCGGACGCCAGCAGUAUGCUGAAGAAGAGGAUGAACUCCACGCCUCACUUUGAGAGGCCAGCGGAGGUGUUCCCUAACCCUCCAGUGAAUGCCCAGGCCUUCCUCCAGCAAGGCUCAGCCGUGCCGUCCAACAACUUACUGACAGGCACCAGCAUCAUAGACAAGUACUCUCGCAUCCUCUUCCCUCUGUCGUUCGGGGCCUUCAACCUGGUGUACUGGAUCGUCUAUCUCACUAAGGACACCAUGGAGAUGACAAGGGACAGCGUGUGAGCCACCUGCAGGAGUGAGCCCCCUCACUGAUCACAUACGCACAUGGACACACACACACACACAUUUUAUUUUUAUGCUGCCUCCAUACAUAAUUUCAGUGUGUGAGGAUUUGAAGGGCUUUGCCAACUCUUGACCUGGGAGCUCAUGUUCACUCAUAGCUUGGUCUCUCAGUCUAUUUAAGAAAGGUAUUCAAUCUCUUUGUCUCUCGCACAUCCCUCUGUGUCUUCCCCCCUGAAGAGACAAUGUGCAUUUGUACUUCUCUUCCAUGUGUAAUGCCCUUUCCCUGUCGCUGCCUGAAUCCGUGGGUCUUUCCAAGAAGUAGCUGAGUGUCUGCCACAGGUCUGGAGGCAGUGGAGGCUCUUUGUCUGUAUGAAAUGACACACGGCUUGGCACCGUCUACACUGGACAGUACUGGAACACACCUGAGGGGAGUAAUGUGUACUGACUGACUGACUCUCUCCUCCCAAUUUCAACAUAGCCAUCUUUCUCUAUUUUUCGGUUCAUUGGUUUAUAUUCACUCAUCUCAUGGAACAUAGGGAUCUUAUUGGUUCCUCAACAAUGUUCCCUCAAAAUAUUUUAGGCACUGAGCAAAUCUCAGGUCUGCUGAGUACAAAAUUGAACAUUGUGAGAAUUCUGUGCAAUUUCCAGCACGCAUUUACUGUGAACACUGAGGCUGUACCCACUUUAAGGUACCGUUUUAAAUUAACAGUGGCCAAAUAGGCUACUGUGGCUAUUUGAUCAUAAUGUAGACCUACCAGAGUGGCCUACCAUCAAAAUCUAUGGAGAACAUACAUCCUAUAACAUUUUAACAUGGAAAUAGCUGUUCUAUCGUUUAGCCUACGGUAGAAGCCAAUUUGUGGUGUUCAAUGUAGGCCUACAUUCCAUGAGACUUUUGAAAAAACAUGCAGGGCUUGACAUUAACAUGUUUAUC